UCCCAACUUUGGACGAGAACGACAUUGUCCGACAAAGCCUUCACGCGGAGGCGCGCUCGCUCUCCCGUUUCAAGAAGGGGAAGAAUUCGAGAGCGGAGGACAGAAAAAGGGGAGAGAAGUAGUCUCCGUGAUCGUCCUUUCCGAAUUAAAAGCAAUGGCGUCCUCUUCAGAUUCAUGGUUGUGGGAGUUAAAUGAAGCUUCCAGGCUUGCUAAUGAUAUUAGUGCCAUGAUUUCCGAAAGAGGUUCUUUGCCUCCAUCAGGGCCAGAUAUCCAACAUCAUACAUCUUCCAUUCGGAGGAAGAUAACAAUUCUUGGGACUAGACUAGAUAGUUUGGAGUCCCUUCUCUCCAAGCUUCCUAGUAAACAGCCGAUAUCUGAUAAGGAGUUGCAUAAAUGCCAGGACAUGCUCUCAAAUUUGAGAUCUAAAGCAAAAACAGAUGGCUUCUAACAUUGAAUAUGUCAAGCUUUGCCAACA
Phoenix dactylifera (date palm) is the source of this 475-nucleotide messenger RNA. The record is from RefSeq and is a predicted model, not a curated record. NCBI's taxonomy places the organism in Eukaryota, Viridiplantae, Streptophyta, Magnoliopsida, Arecales, Arecaceae.